Molecule: messenger RNA, 1831 nt
Organism: Phyllostomus hastatus (greater spear-nosed bat)
Lineage: Eukaryota; Metazoa; Chordata; Mammalia; Chiroptera; Phyllostomidae
Gene: CD59
Product: CD59 molecule (CD59 blood group)
Exons: 4
Coding region: 129-494 (121 amino acids)
Biological process (GO): negative regulation of activation of membrane attack complex
Cellular component (GO): plasma membrane
Molecular function (GO): complement binding
Source: RefSeq, a predicted model, not a curated record
GGGGUGGGGGAGGUGCGAGCGAGAGGAGGCUGAGUGCUCCCGUUCCCAGGCUAUAAAUACCGCAGAUCCGCCCAGACCGCGUCUCCAGGGAAGUCGGACUCGGAGUACGCCAAGAGAUCCUGUAAACAAUGGGAAGCAAAGGAUUCAUCCUGCUCGGGCUCCUGCUUGUCCUGUCCGUCCUCUACCACUCAGGUUAUAGUCUGCAGUGCUACAACUGCAUCAACCCAGGUGGGAUAUGUACUCGUAUCUCCAACUGCACGCCGAACUUCGAUGCCUGUCUUUCCCUCUUUGGCGAGAUACAGACACGUUACCAGUGUUGGACAUUUGCUAACUGCGAUUUCACACACCUCUCCGAACACUUCGGGGAGAAGAAGCUACAUUACAAUUGCUGCCAGAAGGACCUGUGCAACAGGAGUGGUGGGACGAGUAUAACCGGGACCACGGUUCUGCUGGUGACUCCGCUGCUCACAGCAUUCUGGAGACUUUUUAUCUAAAGUGAUGCCAGGAGAGAUUCUCCUAAACUCCCUGUUUCUGUAUAUUUCUUAUUUCCUUUGCUGCCACAUUCCCAAAGCUUUAUAUUUUCCAACUGGAUCCUGUUGGGAAAAUCUAAAACUAGCUUACACAACUUGAAUAGGAGCAAGAGACAGAGAGACUCCAACUCCAGACCAGUUCUAUUUGCAGGGAAGCCCAUUGGAGGGAAGAAGUUGAAGAGUGAAGCGUGUGUGCUGUGAGCUAGGUUACGUGCUUCUUCCUCUGCUCUUUGCAGUGACGGCUCGACUACGUACCAUGCAGUCAUUGGCUAGUUCCCCUCUCGCUCCUUGGAUGUAGUUAAAUAGUGUGAUGGGCACUUGGUGGGGGUGAAUUGGGGCAGAGAGGUUCUUUCCAACAGUCUCCCAGAGAAUGCUCUCAUCCUCUCUGUUUAUGGCCCUGUGUUCCCACGUAGGCAAGAUGAAUGUUCCAGAUGUGGCUGUCAGUCAGGGUGGCAAGCUUCAACAUGCAGAGAGAUCAGAACGACCGUUAUAUCCUCAACUAGAAGGUGUCUGGCAGAGUAGGAGGCAAGCUUUCCAGCUGCUAGGGUAUAGAAACCGCAGGUCUGUCCUUAUAGAGGUACCAGUGACUGAAAUCUGAAUCUUCUGCCUCUAAAUUUUGCAUGGGCUUUGCUGUCUUUCUCCAGAAGAACUUAACCACGUAAACUAAUGAUGUGUUAAAACUGUUCCCCUCCCUUUUUUCACUGGAGCGGUGGUAUGUUUUCAUUUUGUCACACACAGUUCAAGAUUAAAUAUCUGAACCUUCUAUGCUACAUGUGCUUUACAGUAUUGAGUGCUUAUUUUACAGAUUCUUAGUGGGAAUACUCUUGCUUUGUGUAUGUCUGCUGAGCGAAUGCCAUGGGAAGAGCUCCGGGGUUGCAGUUUGAGACCUUCAGGUGUCGUCAUGCACAGCAGCAGGUCUGCAGGCUUGUGUCUUCCCUGCUGACAUCCAGCCCGUUGACCCCUAGCCGACCCGGCACAGACUGUGUGAAGUUUAUUUGUAAGGGCUUUCAGCAUGCUCACAGAUGUUUCAGAAGCUCUAGCAGUUUCCUAGAGUGAUACCCCUUUUCAGGAAGACCUAGUUUCACCUUUUUCUUGUGGGUGCUGGUGAAGAAUUCUCAAGAUCUGGUAGACUUAAUGACAUUUGUAUUCUUAGCAUCUUGGCUGCAUUCAACAGAAUAGCCUGAGUUGUGCAGAUGACAAUGAGGUUCCUUGAUGCACAUUUUUAAAAAAAUGCUUUGAUUAUGUAAUUUGCAAGACAAAGUGGAAUGAAUGAUGUCUUUUGAAAAUAAAAUCUAAUCAAA